GCCACCCUGCUUGGAUUCUUUUGCUGUCAUGUCCAUCUGCAGACCCUACACUUCCCUCCCACUGGAUACUGAUUAUAGCUAUUUGCAUAAAAUUUGCUCUUUGCUGUCCUAUUGGUUCCUGAGAGCAGGUCACGCCUCCCAGAGGACCUCAUGAUUCCUGAUUAGCUUGAGUUGGUGCCUGUGUUGUACAAGCUCAUAUUUCUUACCCCUUCUGUUUAUUAAUAAAUGUAAACAGAUUAAACGUUGCCUGAGAGACCAGAGGCAUAGUCAGAGAAAGGCCAGACUACCACUGUCCUAAAUCUCAUGUUCAGUUGGCUACCAGCUCUUUGCUUUGGGUUCACUUCAUGGUUGUCCUGGAACCUUGUUAUCUGAGUUGAGGUCAACAUAUAAAAUGGAUGAUCAAGAAAUGAACUUUGAGCAAGCUUAUGGAUCUCUAUCUGAGAAAGAUGAAACGUUUGAACCCUUAUUUAUUGAGGAGGAAGAUGAAGACUACUUUGAAGAUUGCUUGGAAGAGAUUGAGGCUGCUCUAACUCUUCCUGGAGAAUCCAUGCCUUAUUCAGUAAAAUGCAGAGAAGCUUUUCAAGCCGAGUUUAAUGGACUUAUGCAACAGAUGUUGGCACAAUUAGAUGUUUUUGAUGCCACCCAUCCAACUACUGCACCACUGGAGUUAUUUUCAGAAACAGAAAACAAGUUGGACAAGAACGGAUUCACAAAAACAAAUAAGUUCGGAGAGACGUGCAUUCCUGAGAAAGAGCAAGCUGUAUUGGAGGUCGAAGAUUGCGCUGUUCCCAGCCCUGUCGAGGCAAGGCCUGAGUUGUCUGCCACCAUGGAAAUACAAAAACUCAGAGAAGCAUUCGAGAGCUGUAUUGAGGAAGUGGGCCAGUUGGAGCGCAGAAGGGAUGAGUUGGUUCAGGAGCUUCUGGAGCUCGAGGAGCCCAUGGCCCAAGAGCUGCAAACUGUGAGGGAGGCUCUGGGGGAAGAACAUCGCCUCCUGUCCAAAGUCAGUCUGGAAAGACAGAGCCUGCAGGAGGAGACUCAAAAAACUAAGAGACACCUGUUUACAGCGGCCCGAGACGGUGCACAGAGACAAGUGCAGCUUGAAUUACAACAGAAACAGGUGGAGCAGCUCAACCAAGCUCAGGAGGAGCUGAAGGCUCUUGCUGAUAAGCUGACUGAGGAGAUAGCCAACAUCCAUUCACAUCACCAAAGCAACCUGCAAGAACUGCAAAAGCAACUGAACGCCACUCAAGAAUCCAGCAAGAGGAAGAACCGCUCUUAUGUGACUCAAGGACGCCGGGCUUCUUGUGACCUCCAGCAGUACCUGCAGGGUGGGAUCAAAGCUCUGGAAGAGUUUUACGAGCCCCGGUUAGUGUCUCUGCUGAAGAGACGGGAGGCCACCAUGGAUUCCCUCAGUAAGGCUAAAGGGCAAUGCCAGGAGCAGAGGGCCCAGUUAGGCCCACUGAGAGAAGAGGAGCAGAUGCUGAGACUCCAGAGGUCUUGUCUGGAGGAGAGGAUCCGACUAAUGGAGAGACAGAGGAAGGAAAAUGUGGAACAAUAUCGGGAGACAGUUGAUGCCUUUGAGGAGAACAUAAGAGAACUGAAAACUGAGCUCAAGGUCCAGAUAAAGAAGACAGAAGAGUUGGAUAUGCUGAAAAAUAACAUGGCCGAAGAGCUGUUCUUCUACAGGCGACAUGUAGAGGGCUCCUGCAAGCAAGAGAACAGUGUGGAGGUGGAAAAAACCUAAUUAAAUAAUGUUGGUUUUAUUGUCUUAUUAGUUUAUGUAAAAUUAUUUUGAUAUAUUUUCAUAGUUUAAGAAACUGCUUGUCUUCUUUUUCAUUAAUAGUCAAUCGCCAAAACAGUAUCCUCAAUUUACUGAAGAUGCACAACAGGUUUCUUCUUUUGCAAAGGUCAAAUUAGAUUUAAAAGAGCACUCUGAACAGCAAGGACCAAUUGUGUCAGAUAUUCCGAUCUUUAUCUAAGAAAUUUCAUAGCUCAGAAUGUUCUUAAAAUACUGUUUUGUGUGUAUAAGAGGGAAUAAAGCUCAUAUAUCAA
Molecule: messenger RNA, 2052 nt
Organism: Carassius carassius (crucian carp)
Lineage: Eukaryota; Metazoa; Chordata; Actinopteri; Cypriniformes; Cyprinidae
Product: syncoilin-like
Exons: 5
Coding region: 392-1744 (450 amino acids)
Cellular component (GO): intermediate filament
Source: RefSeq, a predicted model, not a curated record